Messenger RNA from Rattus rattus (black rat), 443 nucleotides. RefSeq names its product HIG1 hypoxia inducible domain family member 1C (gene Higd1c). Bases 75 to 365 code for a protein of 96 amino acids. The record is from RefSeq and is a predicted model, not a curated record. Gene Ontology annotation, cellular component: mitochondrion. Gene Ontology annotation, biological process: mitochondrial respirasome assembly. NCBI's taxonomy places the organism in Eukaryota, Metazoa, Chordata, Mammalia, Rodentia, Muridae. The transcript has 4 exons.
CCUGUGCUGAUCAAAGGGCAGCAGGAGACAGUCAGCAAGCACUGGGGUCGUGGUCCAGCACGUACAAGAGAGAAAUGUCUUCAGAUGAGUGGUCAGCAGCUGAGGACGAAGGCCAGUUGUCCCGACUCCUCAGGAAAUCAAGAGACUCCCCCUUCGUCCCUGUGGGCAUGGCGGGCUUUGUGGCUGUGCUGUCCUAUGGUCUUUACAAGCUAAAUUCCAGAAGAGAUCAGAAGAUGUCCCUUCAUUUAAUCCACGUGCGGGUGGCUGCCCAAGGAUGCGCCGUGGGGGCCGUGACUCUGGGUGUCCUCUACUCUAUGUAUAAGGAUUACAUCAGACCUCGGUUCUUCGAUGCACCGAAAAAAUAAAGCCAGAGGCUGGACUCGAGGAAGACCAGCGCCGUCCUUCUCGGUGCUGAUCGUCAGAAAAAGGAAUUUCUCGCUGUG